This is a messenger RNA of Apiotrichum porosum, 504 nucleotides long. RefSeq lists its product as uncharacterized. The transcript has 3 exons. Lineage: Eukaryota; Fungi; Basidiomycota; Tremellomycetes; Trichosporonales; Trichosporonaceae. Bases 1 to 504 code for a protein of 167 amino acids. The record is from RefSeq and is a predicted model, not a curated record.
AUGGACGUCGCGUCGCAAGCGGGACACCUAUUCCCUGUUGGUCCCCGUCACGCCUCGACACAAGACCGCCUCUCGUUCGAGGCCUUUUGCGCGGUGCCGUAUCUCAAGUGGCAUCUCGACCAAAUCGUCCACUCCGGUGCGGCGAUGAUCCGCAACGGCCUGGUUGAUGAGGGCCAGACCUUGACCGUCAACUCGACUGCCGUGCGCGAUUUCCUGGGUCGCCCAAUGACUCGAGAGGAUCUUCGAGGCUCGGCGUCCAACCCAAUGACUUACCAGGGUGGUGAGGACAAGAAACUGUUCUUGCCUCUCACCGUGACUCUGGUGACGGCGGCAGAGUCGGUGGCGGCUGCGCCCGGAAACCUCGUCCUGUCCGGCGACACCAUCGGCUCCUUCUUCGAUGUCAAGCCCAUGGAUCUCACUGCGACUGAAGGUGUCUCAAAGGACAAGCACGGCUUUGUCUCCGACAACGACGAGUCUGACGACGACAUCACGUCUGCGCAGUGA